GCUCCUCCUGUUUCAGAAGAAAACAGAUAAGUGGAAGCGGAAAAGCGGGAAUGACAGUUUUUUUUUUCAUUUUCACUUCUUAGGAAGACUUAUUUCUGCAACUGUGAGUGUAUAAAAGGUGAAGCUCAUGGCGUUCCAGAGGCAGACAGCAAAACCCACAGAGAGGAGAAAUCCUUCAGUCUGGAGAGGAGAAACCAGUUUCACUCAUUUCUACCAUCUGAGACAAACAUGAAGUCAGCUGUCCAGCUCAUCGUUCUCCUGGCCUGCGUCUUCCUCUGCACGUCAGGACCUGUAAUUCCGAAAUGUCGUUGUAUAAAGACGAUCCCAGCAGUAAGGCACAAUCUCAUCGCUGAUGUAAAGGUGAUUGAACCGAGUGGGAUUUGCAACAAGCGCCAAGUGAUAGUUGUCCGGAACGAUAAUAAAGAGUUCUGUCUCAACCCGGAGUCAGAUUUCACCAAAAGACUCCUGCGAGAUCGAGAAAUGAACAAGAAGAAACUCUCAACAACAACAACAUAAACAACAACUGCAGCUACAACACAAUCAACAGCAAGAGCAACAUCGUCUGUCACACAUCAGUGACGUUAAAGCUGAUAUUUAUUACGUUUUUGUUUGUUUUAUUCUAUGAAACAUAGUUUGCACUAGCAGCUAAAAGUAAAAUAUUCAUUUUAUUUAAUACCAGACCAGAGUCUCUGUCAGGACUGAAUUACUGGUUAAUCAGCAAAAUGUGACCAACAAAAACCUGUGGAUUUAUACUUUGUUUGAUAUGUACAAUUAUUUUUGAAGGAUGUAAAUAUACAUAUAUUUAAAAAUUUGCUUAAC
Poecilia reticulata (guppy) is the source of this 819-nucleotide messenger RNA. RefSeq names its product C-X-C motif chemokine 9-like. The record is from RefSeq and is a predicted model, not a curated record. Gene Ontology annotation, biological process: immune response. Lineage: Eukaryota; Metazoa; Chordata; Actinopteri; Cyprinodontiformes; Poeciliidae. Gene Ontology annotation, molecular function: chemokine activity. Gene Ontology annotation, cellular component: extracellular region.